Molecule: messenger RNA, 1119 nt
Organism: Orbicella faveolata
Lineage: Eukaryota; Metazoa; Cnidaria; Anthozoa; Scleractinia; Merulinidae
Product: neuropeptide FF receptor 1-like
Source: RefSeq, a predicted model, not a curated record
AUGAAUUCCACCAGCACAAAUUAUGAAAACAGUGGGACUAUCGACGGCAUCGCCUUCUUGCAGCUCUCCGUCCUGUUUCUGACGCUCGUGUUUGGCUUCCUCGGCAAUGCGCUGGUGGUUGGCGUUGUCAUUUUCCAUCGCCAAAUGCGCACGAGGACGAACAUAUUUCUAACUCAGCUGGCGGUGACCGGGAUAGGAGUCUGUGUGUUCUGCAUACCGUUCAUGAUAGUCGCUCUUAUCAAACAAGCCUGGGUCUUUGACGAAGCGCUGUGCAAGUUUAACGGAUUUACCGUCCCCUUCUGGUUCGCCUCGUCUAUUUUCACGUUAACCGCUGUAAGUAUACACAAGUACUUCUCGAUUGUUAAACCUUUAAGAAAGAUAAUAACACCAAGACGUAUUUUAGUGAUCAUCGUAGUGGUUUGGGUCUCAGCAUUCGCGUGCUCCAUAGGUCCCAUUCUGGGAUGGACUGAGAUUGUGUAUAAAUCAUCGUCCUGUAUAUGCGGGCCUCGAUUUCCGCGCACUGCUUUGGACAUCUCGUAUACCUUGUUUCUCGUGUCAGUGGUCUACACAUUUCCCAUCGUGGCUAUGAUUAUCUUAUAUUGGAGGAUUAUAAAGGCGGUUCAGUCGCAUUGUCAACGUAUUCGUGAUACAGCUAUCAUUGACGAUCGAGGCAUUUUAGCGCAGAAGAAGAUAAUAAUCACCCUUUUGUUUGUUCUGGUGGCGUUCGUCGCCUGUUGGACGCCAUUUUUCAUUUACGGGAUCUUGACGCUUGUGACCGACGCCAGCCGGCUUUCCCGCCACUUUUUGCGCUCCGCGUACAUCUGCGGCUUCCUGUACAGUGUGUGUAAUCCUAUCAUCUUAGGCGCGAGAAACCCGCGGUUUCGAAGAGGAUUCAAAGAGCUUAUCACAUUCCAAAGGAUCAGAAGGCCUUCGCUAAGUCCCUCGGGCGCGGGUUCGAGCAAACAAAGCGAUGUCGACGGGCGUCCUUCGGCCGACUAUUUAGCCGAGAAGAGGUGCUCGGUUUGGUUUCUAUCGUCGAGUCAAAACUCACUGUUACGUUUGGAGCCCGAAAUUCCACAAAGACGUCGAAAACUACGCUGGAUUGAAACAAAUCUCUGA